AUGAUGCUAUUCCCUGGGCUCUGGUUCAGCCAUGCUGGCCAAGUGCUGUCUGUGGAAAUGGUUGUGCAGCCGAGUGAGCGCCACACCUAUGCCAAAGUACAGAUCUUCCGGCCCUACUGCAGUCCCAGCCAGCACCUUGUACCUCCCGGUUGUGCCUCCCUUCACAACCCAUUUAGCUGCUGCUUCCAGGAGCCCCUGUGUAACACAACCGGAGGCUGUGCCAUUGGGCAGCACUGGUGCCACCUGUUGGACAGCUGUAUGCCUGUCACUAGCCCCUGCAGCCCUUAUUACUCUGCAUCACAGGGCAGGGGCUUCUCCAUGCCUCCUCGCCUCUCUGCUACUACCCCUUUCUACCACCAGGUGGCUGACUUCCCUCUAGACUUGUCACCUAGUUCUGAGCUUGUCCAUGUCAAUGUGAUGCUCCCAGAGCGGGAGAUUAACGUGUAUCCAGAUGACAUCCUGGCCGUCCAACACACAGCGCCACCUGGGGGCUUCCUGCACUGUUUGAGGAGCUCCAGUUCCCCGUGGCGUCAGAGCUACGUUUCACUGGCAGGGCCUGAGUGGGGCGGCUGGAUAGCAGGCGGCCUCUUGGCCAUGCCUCCUGGGGCGCAGUGGGUCGACGAGGUGGUGUGUGACCUGCGUCUGCUCUACGCUGAUGCCUUCAGCGGUUACACCACCUCCACAAUGCACAGCACGGGCCAGAGUCCCAUCCACAUGGAGACCACAGGCAGCUUGGGGAAUGACAGGAUAUACGGUGGUGUAGGUCCGACGCUGACUCCAGUUUUGGGAAUCCACCUUGUCUACCCCACCCCAGACCAAGGGGGGCAAAUCCAUAUCCCUGUCAACACCCCAACACUGUUCAUCAUCAAAAUACAGUCAGGAUCAAAUGCCACCAGCUCCUGGUCAGCCCCUAUUUCCCAAACCGGGAUUCCCUUCCUGCCCUCCUGCCCCCCUGGACCAACAGAGUCACACCACGUCUGCGAAAAAGACAGUGCUGACACGUGGUUCUCGCACGCUUACCUGGCGCUGUCUGAGCCAGGAUCCCACAUGCUUAACGUCAGUGCGUCUAACCGCAUCAGCUCCCAGAGUGUGUCUGUGCGACUGCAGGCUCACCAGCGGGUGAGAGGACUCACCAUUUUGCCACAUGGGGACCAGAGAUUAUUGGUGGGAGCCCCACAGGUUUUCAACGCGACGGUGGAAAGUGGCUCCGCAGUAAAGUAUACCUGGGUCAUUGACGACCUUAUGCAAUUUGCUUAUGAAGGACAGACUUACAGUGUUGUCUUCAAAAAGCCAGCACAGUACAAGCUCACAGUGGUCGCAGAAAAUCCUGUGAGCUCCCAGUCCGUGGAGGUGAUGCUUACAGUGGAAAAUGUGUUCCUCAUGACUCAUCCCACCUUCUUCUCCAUUAGAGAAGUAAUCCCAGUCAGUACCUUCCAGUUUUUUACCUUCAGGGUCAAGGUGGACACCUGCCUUGGAGCUGCAUUCUGGUGGGAUUUUGGUGAUAACAGCCCGGCUGUGAAUCAUUCUUAUCCUUCCUCUUCUGAGCCCAGAGGGACUCAGCUGGAGCCUGGGGUGAGACAGACAUAUCUGCAGGAUACCAUCAGCCACAGCUACCAACAACCAGGUGACUACAAAUUGAACGUCAAAGUCUUCAACCAAUAUGAAAGGAUAGAGAAGGCUGUGUUGGUAAAAGUGCGGAGUCCAUUGGCUAAACUGGUGAUUUCGGCUACCCCGUCCGUCCCUCUUGUCAACCAAACAUUUCAUCUGGAAGCUUUGCCUUGGCCGUCCUCUUAUGGAAUUCUGUAUACGUGGAACUUUGGCAGCAGCACCCAUGAAGUGAAGGGAGUGGAAUCCAAAAUCAGCCAUAUACUGAGAGCAGCAGGCAUGUACAAUGUUACAGUCAAAGCCAACAACAGCCUUUCAGAACUUACAACCUGGCUGGCUUUGGAAAUAGUUGAGAACAUUUCUGGUAUCCAGCUCAGCUCUAGUGCUCCAGAUGAAUUUGGCUCCAUCAGUGUAAUAGAAGGCAGCGUAUCAUCUGGCACCAGUCUCCUGUGGACGUUUGACAUGGGUGAUGGGUCUUUGCUUGAAAACAUCUCUAACAACUCCAUGGCCUAUACCUAUAGGUUGCCUGGGAAUUAUACAGUGAGAGUAACUGUGAGAAAUGCAGUGAGUCAGGCUUCCAAAACAAUCAGUAUUGAAGUCUACAAGCUGAAUAUUAAUGGAAUUCUACCAACUGGAUGCUCGGAAAGUGGACACCUGACCUAUUUUACAACAUUAGUGACAGGAAAUGCUGCCAAAUUGAUGUUCUAUUGGAAUUUUGGGGAUGGAACUCCUGUGUCAGUUAUCCAAGGGAUUUCCACAGCCUCACACAUUUAUGAACUUCCAGGGAAUUAUGAAGCAAACGUGACUGCAUUUAGCUCUGUGGGAUCUACCUUUUAUUCUAAAAAUAUAUGCAUGGAGGAGUUCAUCGCUGCCAUAACUGUAAAUUCUUCAAAAGAUGCAGUUGCAGUGAAUGAGGAAGUGUGUUUCAGUGCUUUUGUUCAACCAAAACUGGAUGAACUUCACAGUUAUCAAUUUCUGUGGAACAGCUCCUGCUGUAAUGAUUAUGUCCAAGGACAUGCUAAUCACUGUUUCAUAUUCAAAAAAGAUGGUCACUACCAGGUUUCAGUGGAAGCAAGAAACAAUGUGAGCAGAAAAACGGCUAAAGCAUUUGUUGCUGUUAUAAAACCAAUUGUCAAUGCAACUGUGAAAACUUCAGGUCAUUGUGGCACAAUGGUGAUCAACAAGUCUUACCUCUUCUGGGUGGAAACUUUCCCUAGAACUGAUUUUUCUGUUUUAUGGGACAUGGGAGAUGAGACCCCUAAAAAACAAGGUCAAAAUAUUUCUCAUACCUUCAAACUUGAAGGUGGGUUUAAAAUUACAGCUACUGCGAUAAAUGGAGUCAGCCAGCACUCUGCAAAUAUAGAAGUGAUGGUGAUGAUUCCUUUGUCAAACCUGAUGCUGCAAAUCAAAAAGGCAAUUGUAGAAGUGGGGGAAGAGGUUGUAAUAACAGCAGUAACUAACGUCAUUAAGCAUGUUACUUUCAACUGGUCGAUUGAUGCUUCUGUCCCAGUUGUGACUGGAACACCCAGCUUUGCAUAUGUAUUUCCACGAGUGGGUCUCUAUCGUAUCUAUGUGACUGCCGAAAAUAAUGUCAGCAAACAGGAGGCUGCAGUUUCAAUUGAAGUUCUGAAAAGGAUUCAAGGGGUUCAGAUUACAAGCACGAGUCUUAUUUCUAUGAAGUAUUUACCAACACAGGAAAAUGUCAUUUUGUCUGCAACAGUUACAGGGGGCUCCAACUUAACUUACUUCUGGAUGGUUUUAGUGAAUGGAAAAAACAGGUCGACACAAAAUGGAGAACAUUUCCAGCUGGUUACAGAAGCUCCUGGAGACGUUUUUGUGGAGGUGACAGUCUCCAACCGCCUAGGGAAAGUCAAAAGCAGUGUUUUGCUCAGGGCAGAGGAGCGUGUUUCUGGAGUCCAGAUUUCCACUACAAGAGAUAUUGUGGCACUUGGUAAGCCUGUAGAGAUCUCAGUCAGUGUGAGAAAAGGAACCAACCUCCAGUUUUUCUGGUAUGUGGGCUCCAGUAUAUCUCCCUUAUCAUCAGCUGGGCCCUCACUUCUACAAGUUUUUAGUACAUUGGGUCCUAUUGUAGUCAAAGCAUCAGUAAGCAAUAUGAUUGGCUACAGUGAAGCCACUAAGUUGCUUAUAGUACAGGAGGAAAUUCAGAAUGUAAUUUUUAAGAUUAAUGAUAAAAUGAAUCCUUUCUUUGUCUCUUCAAACUCCGAGUUGCUUUUCUUUGCGUCGGUUGAGAAAGGAAACUAUUUAACCUGGGAAUGGGAAUGUUUCUCAGAGAACAAAGGACCAACACGUUUUGGCAGCACACAAUCAGUUCUACAUUCCUUUUCGGUUGCAGGGGCUUAUCACGUGCUACUCAAUGUCUCAAAUAACAUCAGCUGGCAAACGGUUACCCAUAAAGUAAAUGUUCAGGAUGCAAUCCAGGGACUGAAUUUGAAAGUAAGCAGCCACAUAGUUUGCACUGAUGACCCCAUUGUUUUCAUUCCGACCAUCUUAACAGGAAGUGAUGUUCAUGUUUAUAUGGACAUUGAUAAUGGAAAUGUAUCUGUCAGUCUGAUUGAAAAGCAUUUUGCAGUAUCUUCCCUUCCAGUAGGUAACCACACCAUCACAGCUAGAGCUCAGAAUAAUGUAAGCAGCUCAGUUGUAACUGCGAACGUACAAGUUGUAGAAAAGAUUCUGGGACUGAGACUGGUCAACUGCUGCCAUUCUGUUCUGGAGUCCCUUAAAGAGAUCAGCUUCGAGGCAGAGGUCCUCAAUAGAAUGCCGAUGAUUUACAGCUGGAAUUUCAGUCUAGCUGGAUUUCAACCCUCAUGGGCAAUAGGGCCAAAAGUCGUCUAUACCCCUAUUGGACAUGGAACACUGACUGUAAAUGUUGUGGCUAGUAAUGGCUUCUGUUCACAGUCUUUAAGUGAAUGGGUAAGCAUAGAGUGGCCUGUGCAGUAUGCUAGGAUUGUUUACAAAGCAGCAACAAUUUUUGUUAGUCAAGUAGUUGUGUUUUCUGCAAUAACUAAUAAUGGCAGCAGUCUAAGAUUCAAGUGGGAAUUUGGUGACUCUGAUGAGGCAACAAUAAUCACUGAUUCCAAUAUAGUUAGUCACACAUAUUACUUUCCUGGUAGGUAUGUUGUGCAGUUGACAGUGUUAAAUAAUAUCAGCCAAGUAGUGACACAAUUGCCCAUUGAAGCCAGAAAUCUGGAGUGUGCCUUACCUCGUGUAUCUUUGAUUCAGAAACAAUCCAUAAUCCUCAGAUCUAGGCCAAGCUACUUCGAGGCUAAUGUGGACCUUCAGGGUUGUGUUGCAUACAAGACAAGCUAUUUGUGGGAAGCCUUCUUUGCUCCAUUGUGCCAGGAAGAGGACAUAGUUCCCCUGAGUGCUACAGUGGACAUGACCAUGCCACUGCUAAAGCUCCCCAAGCAUGCCCUGGCUGUGGGUACCUACUGCCUGAGAUUCACUGCUGUUCUUCAGGGAACAUCUCUGCAGCAGCAGCAAAGCAUCAAAGUAACUGUGGUUCACAGUCCACUGAUCCCACUGAUUAAGGGAGGGUCGCACAGGAUUUGGUCAAGCAACAGAGAUCUUCUUUUGGAUGGAACUGAGUCACGUGAUCCAGAUUACGAGACUGAGGAUGGCAACCCUCUACAGUACCAGUGGGAUUGCAUUGUUCAAACUCCAGCAGUCUCACCCUGCCAUACAAACAUAACCCAGAGUAACAGCAGUACUGUCCUGGUAUCUCACAAGAUGCUGCACCCUGAAAGAGUGUACCUCUUCAUCCUCACCGUCUACAAACAAGGGAGGCCAUCUGUCUCCACAAGCCAAUCUGUGGUGGUGGAGGUGGGUCACAUGCUCUCUGUGAGUGUGGCGUGUGUUUCCUGCAGCUCCACCUCUUCUUUCCGCUCCAGCUACAACCGCCCCAUUGUCCUGUCCAGCUCUUGCUCCUCCUGCGAUGGCAGUUUGCAGCUACUGUACCAGUGGUCAGCUGAGAGCUGGAAUGGUGACUUGCUGGACCUCAAUGAAGUCACCACAUCCACAGGGAUAGCUUCCCCGGACCUGGUCAUCAGAUCAGGAGUGCUGCUGGAUGGACCCAAUUAUACCUUCACACUGAAUGUGUCUCAGCCUUCCCUGAACCUAUGGGGCUCAGCCAGUCUCAUCCUUUUACCAAACCUUCCACCUCGUGGGGGAGUCUGCAAACUCAGUCCAGAUACAAGUGUUCGUCUGCUGGAAACCUUGGUGACUUACAAAUGCUCAGGAUGGGUAGAUGGAGAUGAUGAGGCCACUCAGUUGAUCUACUCUCUGAAGGUGGAGAUAUGUCAGCACUAUGGGCAGCCAUGCCUUUUCCACACUCUGUACCGGGGCACCAGGAAUACCUAUGGAAGCUUUGUCCCUCUGGGUUUCUCAGAUCCAGGAGAGAAAAAAAUGUCUGUUAUCAAUGUAUUAGUGUUGGUAGAAGAUGAUCUGGGGUCUGUCAUCACUGCACUGAACAGGACUUUGGUCGUUCUUGAACCCAAGGGAGAUCAACGUACUACAGAAUGGCUGAGGAACAAGUGUCAGUCAGAGCUGUGGGCUCUGUUUCAAAAUGGAAACCCCCAAGAAGUCAUUCCUUACACCAUAGCUCUAACCAGUCAGCUCAACCAAAUUGAAAAUGUGAGUGAGCAGGAACACCAGGACAGGGUGAUGAUACGUGGGAACAUGACACGGAUGCUGGCCUCCCUGCCUGUCUCCUCGCUGCAGGAUGCUGUGCAAAUCGGCUCGGCUCUGGCACAGUGCACUGCUGAUCCCAGAGACCUGGUGUGUGAAGGAUGCAAAGAGAAGGUUCUGGAGGCCACAGGGAAGAUGAUUACCACACUCGGGGAAGAGACUAAAGCAGGCGAUAUCACACCCCUUGAGGCUGGACGAAGUAUUCUGCAUGUUCUUGGCAGUGCAAUUGCUGCAGAUGCAGGGUCCUCAGCCACUUCUGCACACCCCAAUGCGUCCAUGUCCCUGGCCGCCUCAGACACUGCGGUGUUUGCCUUUGGUCAGGUAGGGGAUUUGAUGCAAUCUUUGAUGCGCUCUCGAAUGCGAGGUGAGGAGCCACUGACCCUGGCAGCCCCAAGGAUCAGCGCCGUGGGGCAGCGUAGCGACCCGGCAGACCUGCUGUGCACCGAACCCUCCUCUUCGUGCUCAUUUCACAUCCCACGAGGCCUAGGAAGCCAGCUACGUGUGGAGAGAGAGGAGGUCGUGCAAAUCGUCAUGGACCUCGAUGGCGGAGGGCCCCUUGUCUCAGCUGCUGAGCCACCUAUCUCAACCAAGCUGGCGGCCAUGGAGUUCACCACACUCCAGGGCAGAUCCAUUGUCAUCCAGGACCUUCAGCCAGACCGAGCCAUCCGUGUCAUGCUGCAGAACCAUCUCCCUGCUGGGUGUCAAGGACACAUGAGGGAACAGAAGGGCUCUGUUGGGGAUCUCCCUCUCCCACCCAAAGGGUCGGUCCGCUUCUUAGUGAAACCUCCCAGCAUGGAUCCCAAAGCUGGCCUCUUCAUCACCUUUAACUUCAGCCUUCUUUCAGGAACCGGUGAGCAGAGCAGCGGUCAGGUGACCAUCACAGUGGACAAUCAGUCCAUCCACUCAAUCUCCCAGCAUGUACGUAAUCUGUCCAUCAGCCUCAGUGCUGCAGACCCAGCUCUGGAGGAGACCAUUUUUCUCAGUCCUCUGCAGAAUGGCUCUGGCCAGGAGCUCUUUGUGAGCAUGAGCAGUUCUGUGAACGGGGCCACCAUGCAGGCAUCAGUGUGCGUGUUCAGCUCCCUGUGCCAGUACUUCAGCACUGAGCAGCGGCGCUGGAGCAGUGAGGGUCUCCGGCCACUGGGUGGCAGCAGUCCCCGCGUAGCGCAUUGCCUCACCCAGCAUCUCACUGUGUUUGGGGCCAGCAUGUUUGUUCACCCUGAAGCUGUCAUUCUGCUACCACCGCCAGAAAGGCCGGUGAGAAAUGUCGUAGUGGGAAUCGUGUGUGGGGUUCUGCUGCUGCUGCACAUGCUCGUUGGCCUGAUUGCCCACAAACUGGACCAUCUGGACAGCACACGCCUGAGCUCGGUCCCGCUCUGUGGACAGCCGGGCCGGUACCAGUAUCGAGUCCUAGUCAAGACUGGCUGGGAUAGAGGAUCUGGCACCACGGCUCACGUGGGGAUCAGCCUGUAUGGGCUGAACAAAAGUGGGUCACGCCACCUGCAGCGGGAGGGCGCCUUUCAGAGAAACGCGCUGGAUGAUUUUCAGCUGGAGACCGAGGCCAACCUGGGCGAGAUCUGGAAGAUACGCAUCUGGCAUGACAAUACAGGAUUGGACCCAUCUUGGUACCUGCAGCAUGUGAUUGUUUGGGACAGGCAAACAGACAACAUGUUCUUUUUCCUGGUGGAGGACUGGCUCUCUGUGGAGAAUGAGAAGAAUGGAGGGUUGGUGGAAAAGGAAGUGCUGGCAUCUUGCCCGCAGGAACUGCAGCGGUUCUGGCGGAUUCUGCGAGCGCAGCUGAUGCACGGUAUGAUGGAGAGGCACAUCUGGGCCUCGGUGUGGGAGCGCCCCGCGCACAGCAAUUUCACCCGCGCUCAGAGGGUGACCUGCUGUGCCCUCCUUCUCCACCUGUACCUGGCCGCAGCCGCCGUCUGGUACGGGGCCGCCGGCAGCAGUGAGACGCGCACUCCCGUCUCCGACCACGUGCCAGUGAAUGCUGAGACGCUGGCGAUGGGGAUGACAGUGGCCGUCUUUGUGUUUCCCCUUCAGCUGCUAUUCUGCUUUCUGUUCCGAAACACGUGCAGCAAGGUGACGCUCGAGGAAACAGCACCGCCGACCCCAGCGUCUCAGACCGUGGAAAUGGACGUUUACCUGGACCAAUCAAAUAUCACCGGCUCUUCUUUCCUAUCGCUACCCCGGGGCCUUGACUCCAUCACAUAUGGAGGAUCGGAUGGAGAAUUUCUUGGAAGCAAGAAGAUAGAAUCAGACUUCUGGAACGCCUCCAAACUAAGCAAUGAAAUCACAGAGGAGCAGUGGGCCUCCAGUUGCAGCAUGUCUGACUUGCCAGAGCUCCUUGAGGAGCCGGUGCUGAGUCCAGCCCGUUUGCUGAAAAGGAAGAAGGCGCAGCUGCAGCUGCAACUGGGAUCUCCAGCUGGGUCCAUGCAGCAGACUGCAUCCCCCUCCCUAACCAGCGAAGCCCUCCCCACCACACUGUCCGAGCAGGAUCUUAUCAAGUCUUUAUCUGCAGACUCCAAACUCAGCAGUUCGUCCUCAGGAAGAGUGACGACUGAUUGUAGCCCCAGUACAGCCUGCAAGACGGUGCUGUCUGACACGCAGGACAGCUUCUGCAGUGGCUGGUCACAAACGAGCCGGACAAACGAUUCGCUUGGAGUGGGGCUCUACAGGUCGGCCUCUUCCCUGUCGGUGUUCAGCACGGCCAGCACCUUCCUGCCCAGCCCAUCUCCAGAUUCCCUGGACACCUCUUCCGCCACACGCAUAGGUGUUGCUCGUAGCGCCCCCUGCUGGUGUCUCCCCUCCUGGAUGCUGAAAGUAAUUUACCUCCUAAUCGGGCUGGUAUUGGGGCUCAGCCUGGCUGUGGUCGGGCUCUACGGUAGCAGCUUCUCCGAAUCAGUCCUGCUCAUGUGGCUCAUUUCAGCCUCCUCUGCAUUCCUGACCUCCGUCCUGCUGUUGGAACCCCUUAAGGUGUUUGUUCAGGCUCUCUUCAUGGCAAUUGUGGUGAGACCAGUGGACCCAGAGGUGGAGGAGCGCCUGGCACAGGAGGCCAUAGUGCAGAAAGUGUGUGUGGCACAGGGGGGCAGGGUGCGGCCCCCAUGUGGAUAUGGCCUCCUGCAUGCCAAGGAGGAGGCCCGAAAAGUGAGGGUGCUGCGGUCACUGAUGAAGAGCUGUGUGGUGCAUGUGCUGUUCCUCUUGGUUGUCCUGCUGGUGAAUUACCAGAGCAGCGUCCAUGAUGCACAAGUCAGGCUACUGCAUUCUGCAGUUAAGCACUGGAUAGUCGCAGCUCCACCAGGGUCCCCAAAGCUCAGCAAACUGGCAGGGUGGACUGAGGUCUGGCAGUGGAUGGACAGGAGUCUCACUGCAUACAUCCACGAAAACCCAUCGCUCUCCUUAGUGGGGUUACCACGGCUGCAAAGAGUACAGGUCCCGGGAAUCUGUUGUACUAUGGUCAGGUCUUAUGGAGAACAAAAUUUGACCUCACACAUCCCAUCUAUGGAUCUCAGAACCUCAGCCAACAAUAGCUCAUCUGAACACUUUUUUUCCUGGCUGUGGCCAAGGUGGCGCAGUGAUAUGGGGCGCAGAGGGGAAGAGAGCGUGGAUUUGGGAAGCAGCACUGGGGACACACGCCAGCUCCUGUCCGACCUGCAGGGGGGCAGCUUCAUCAAUUCUGCGACCCAGUCGAUGUCUGUGAAGUUCACACAGCACCACAGGGAAACUUCGCUCUUUGUCUCUGUGACUGUAAUGAUCCAGUGGGCACAAACAGAGACCACUUUUAUCUCGAUACAGCCUUUUCACAUGCCGGCAUCUUCUUUGGGCCCUGACUUGCACAUUGCUACUACGGUUCUGCUGCUGCUGUUUGCUCUGUCCUUCCUGGGCAGUGAGCUCUGGGCAAUGGUCAAGGAGAAGAGCCGGUACUUUAGGGAUUUCAGGCAUUGCCUCCAGCUCCUCGUGUCCCUGCUCUCCCUGGGCAGUGCCGCACUGCGGCUCUCCUUCCUCCACGUGGCGGCAUCCCGCCUCUCCCAUCUUCGCAAGCAGCCCCGGACCUUCGUCAGCCUCCAUGACGCAGCUCAGCUGGCCCAAUUGAGCUGUCAGCUCUCUGCCCUGCUGCUCACACUACUGGUGUUAAAGACAGUUGGCCCGUUGCGCUUUGUAAGACGCUGGGUGGUGUUCAGCAAGGCGCUGCAACAGGCCGGCAGAGAGCUCUGUGGGGCAGCCUUCCUCUACGCUCUCCUCCUGCUGCUGUUCACUCACGUCGGCUGCAUGCUGUUCUCCCACUCAGUAGAGGGCUUCAGGACAACGGGGCAGGCGAUCCUCACCCUGGUAUCAGCACUGCGUGGACGUGCUGUUGUCAGGAGGCUGUGCCAGCAGCACCCAGUGCUGGGGACACUCUACUGCCUGGCUCUGCUGGGCACAGGCCUGUGGGCUCUGGGCCGGUUCUGCGGCAUCCUGCUACUGCGCUCCUACAGGAUCGUGCAGACUGAGCUGUACCGGCCCGCCUUCGAGCCUCAGGAUUACGAAAUGGUGGAGUUCUUCAUCAAGAGGCUCAAGCUCUGGAUAGGUCUCAGUAAAUCUAAGGAGUUCAGACACAAAGUGAAGUUUGAGGGGAUGGUUUCUCCACCCUCCAGAUCUUCCCAGGGAUCCCAGUUUUCUGGUCUUGAAGUCCACAGCCCCACCAGGUCCUGCUUGCCUUCAGCUUUAUCCCAGGUCUCUGAGGACUCCAUCAUUUCAGAAAGCUACGACGUCCAGUGCUAUCUGGAUCGACUGCUCCCGGCUGCCAACAGCCUGCUGAGACAGUUUGAGCAGGUCAACCAGGUAACUGAUGACCUACAUGCGAUUGAGCAGAUGCUGCUGAGGAAUUGGACCAGGAUUUCUCUGAAACGGCAGCAACGGGACAACCAGAGGAGAAGCCAAGGAAGAGGAUCGGCUUCACCACCUAUUCCUCAAGCGGUUCUCCAGCCUCCCUCUCUCCUUCACAGUCCUCACCCCCCACCAUCCACUGCUCCUGCUUUGACCUCCUGUCACACACCUUCUGCUUUCUCCAGUUCGACUCAACCUUGCCAGACACUGCAAGCAUGCAGCGUACCGAAUGCUGUACCUGCAAAUGACAACAUACUGAUUCGCCGGGUUUCCGGCACAGAUUCUGGGUUCAGACCGCUUCCGGGGCGCCGUGCCUGGCAUUCGGGCACUGCCCACUCAGCUGACAUUGGGCAAAGGCCCCCCCAGGCCCCAAACAGCCUCCAGGCCCGACCCAAAAGCGAAGAGGGCAAGAGGAGGUUUGUCUUUGACCAAGUCCCAGUGAAGAGAAGAGCUUGGCAACCUGAGGGACCUGAAAUGUGGACGUGUGAAACCUACUGGAAAAACCUCCAUGACAACAGUUAGUAAUAGAUGCAAAAGAUUGUUUUAGUAAUAGACGGUAAAGGAAAUACUUGCAAUGUUUGAACACUUCAACACC
Molecule: messenger RNA, 11773 nt
Organism: Paramormyrops kingsleyae
Lineage: Eukaryota; Metazoa; Chordata; Actinopteri; Osteoglossiformes; Mormyridae
Source: RefSeq, a predicted model, not a curated record